This is a messenger RNA of Pangasianodon hypophthalmus (striped catfish), 2507 nucleotides long. It is a transcript of the gene tekt3, whose product is annotated as tektin 3. The transcript has 8 exons. Gene Ontology annotation, cellular component: microtubule cytoskeleton; nucleus; sperm flagellum. Lineage: Eukaryota; Metazoa; Chordata; Actinopteri; Siluriformes; Pangasiidae. Gene Ontology annotation, biological process: cilium assembly; cilium movement involved in cell motility. The record is from RefSeq and is a predicted model, not a curated record. The coding region runs from base 198 to 1661 and encodes 487 amino acids.
GGUUUAUUCAGUCUUUAGCCAUUGAGCUUUGAGCAGCAACGGAAAGCUCACCUGUGUAUUAAUAAUGCAUUACAGCAGUCCUAUCUGUCAGAUCCUGUCAGUCUUUCACGGUGUGUAACAGUGCACAGUCACGGUGGGAUCUGGGUUACACUGCAGAUACUGCAAGAUUGUGACUGAUUUGUUUUUGCCUGACAAACAUGGAGCUGAUCGGUUCGACACAACUGGCAACAUACACACGGCCCAAGAGCAGUAACUUCCUGCCAGCCAUCUCCACAACAGCAUCUAACUACAGAAGCCUCCAGCCGACCCUCACUACCAACCAGAACUCCAACUGGAGGACUAACAUGUACUUCAGGAGUGGGAGUGCUAUUCCUGCCAUCCUCCCCAUAUCUCAAAGCAAAAACCUGGGCCUGGUUCGGGCCAAGACUAUGUUCUACCCAUCCAACAGGACUGCACUAAUGACACGCUAUACACCAGAUGACUGGUACAAGUCCAACCAGAACAACUACAGAGAGUCAGAGUCCUCCAGGAAGAGUGCAGAGAGGCUGAGGAAGGACACGAUCCAGUUGAUCCAAGACCGGGAUCAGUUCACACGCAGGACUCAGGAGAACACCAGCAGGAACCUAGGGGAGAGGCUCAACGAUAUCAGCUUCUGGAGGUCUGAGCUGUGCCACGAGAUAGACAACAUGGUGACGGAGAUAGCGGCGCUGACGGAGGUGAAAAGAAGACUGGAGAGAGCGCUUGCUGAGACCGAGGGGCCACUGCAGGUGUCCCAGGAAUGCUUGUUUCAUCGAGAGAAGAGGAUGUCCAUCGACCUGGUACAUGAUGAUGUUGAAAAAGACCUGAUCAAGGAAGUGGAGGUGAUAAAGUCGUGUCAGGAGAGAAUGAGGAGGAACUUGGACAAAGCCAUUGCACAGCUGGCAUCAAAUCGAGCAGCGCAGCAUGAACUGGAAAGAGAUUUAAACGAUAAGGUCGCAGCUCAGCGUAUAGACGACAGGUGUCAUCAGCUGAGAAACACCUCAGACGGCAUCAGCUACUACAGAGGCAUCGAGCGUCUCGAUCCCUCUCUGAGCUUGCCUGACUCGUGGUCAAAGUUCACAGACGACAACAUCCUGCACUCUCAGAGUGAGCGUGCGGCGUCACACAAGCUCCGUGACGAGAUCGAGGUGCUGCUCAACAUCACCUCCAACGAGAUGUGGAACCAGUUCAACACCGUUAACAUAGCCUUCACCAACCGUAUCUCUGAAAUGGCUGAUACCAAGAACAACCUGCAGGCUCACUUGGCCAAGACCCUUCAGGAGAUCUACCAGACUGAGAUGCUCAUUGACACCUUGAAAAAGGCGAUUCGUGAUAAGGAGAACCCUCUCAAAGUAGCUCAGACCCGUCUGGAGGAGAGAACCCGUAGACCCAACGUGGAACUCUGCAGAGACAACCCAUAUCAUAGGUUGGUGAGUGAAGUGAGAGAGAUUGAGGACACGAUUCAUACUCUGAGGGAGCGACUAAUGGAGGCUGAAAACACUCUUCAGAACCUGGUGAAGACCAAAGUGGCUCUGGAGCAUGACCUUUCCAUCAAGGCCAACUCGCUCUUCCUGGAUCAGGAGAAAUGCAUGAGCAUGAGGAAGAGUUUUCCCAGCACCCCACGCCUGGUGGGAUAUACAUAGAGUCCGGUCUUCCUUUCAUGCUAACACAGCUCCAGGUUUCUAUACCCAAGAUUUAGAAAUUAAAUAUUAUUAUGGGAAAAACCUCAUUUGUUAAUGGCUAAUGAAAGGAAAUUAGCAAUAAUUACAAUUAGCAUUAAUUACAGUACUCCCUAAAGGAAAAUGUAAAGAAUUUCUUACACGUUUGCAGCUUUAAUACAUUUGUUUUGAGUUUAAAAUCAUUUUACAUAUGAAAGAUUCAAAUAAAGUAUUUCUGAUGAAUUGGCGCAUUAAUUAAAUAGUCUACAAUCACCAAUGAAUUCAUCUAUCAUCUAUCUAUCUAUCAUAAUUGUAGUCAAAGCUCAAACUUAUUUUAGCAUAUUAUGUCCAAAGUAUGUCCAAUAUCCGAGGGGAUGGGUAUAAAUGGAGAACAAAAUUGGGCCCAAGAGAGAACCUUGAGCAGUUCCAAACCGGUAACAAUCUGUUAAAUAAGUAAACUUACUGAGAGUUUUUCUGCUUAUUUAGACUUUCACUGGCCAUUCUCAGAAUCAAUUGACUGUAGUGUGAGAUUGUCUCAUGACGCUUAGAUGUUAGCUUUGUUAAUUCACUAUAAACAAGUGACUGGUGCUAAUUCUCACCUGUAGGUCUGAUGUUACAAAAGCCCAGAAAUAUCCUGUUGUAGCUAAAUAACUGGACUCUCAGAUUGUUGUUACAAACAAACUUGAUGCUAAUCUUGUAUUGGCUCAUCCUGCUACCAUAUAACCUAGACUAGCUAGUUUAUUAGCAACACAUACUUGAAAAAAAUGUACAAGUUUAUAAUCAAGGACUCUUUCAAUCUCCAUUCUUCCUAUUAAAAGCUGUUUAAACCUA